GAGGCGACCAACCCCCAAAGCCAGAACAAAACCACCACCUCCUCUUUCUCCUCUCGCCCCUGCUCCGCUGCUCGGCAAGCCAGGGGAACGGGAACCCAACCCCACACACCACAGGCGAGCCCCACGCAGACGCGGCCGCGGCUCAAGCCACCCCGUGGGCUCCGAUGGGCUGCUGCCGCUCCUCGCUGCGGACGGGGACGCUCCCGGAGAAGAAGCCGCCUGGGAGGGCGGCGGGGGCGCUCCCCCCGCACCGCCCCUCCCUCUCGCUGAACCAGCACCAGGCGCCGGCGCCCUCCGGGGCCCGCGCGGCCGCCGCCGGCCGCGAGGUGCCGGCAGUCAAGGAGUUCUCGCUGGCGGAGCUGCGCGCCGCCACGGGCGGCUUCGCGCCGGAGAACAUCGUCUCCGAGAGCGGCGAGAAGGCGCCGAAUUUCGUGUACAAGGGCCGCCUCGAGGCCACCCGCCGCGCGAUCGCCGUCAAGAAGUUCACCAAGAUGGCCUGGCCCGAUGCCAAGCAGUUCGCGGAGGAGGCCAAGGGGGUCGGCAAGCUGCGACACUGCCGGAUGGCCAACCUGAUCGGCUACUGCUGCGACGGGGACGAGCGCCUGCUCGUCGCCGAGUACAUGCCCAACGACACGCUCGCCAAGCACCUCUUCCACUGGGAAAACCAGACACUUGAAUGGGCUAUGCGUCUAAGAGUUGCAUACUACAUCGCUGAAGCACUGGAGUAUUGCAGCACUGAGGGAAGGCCUUUGUAUCAUGACCUAAAUUCAUACAGGGUUCUCUUUGAUGAGAAUGGUGAUCCUCGUCUUUCGUGCUUUGGCCUCAUGAAAAACAGCAGGGACGGGAAAAGUUAUAGCACAAAUCUUGCAUACACACCUCCAGAAUAUUUAAGAAAUGGAAGAGUUACAUCAGAAAGUAUCAUAUACAGUUAUGGCACUAUACUUCUGGAUCUCCUCAGUGGAAAGCGUAUACCUCCUUCUCGUGCUUGUGAUAUGAUAAAAGGCAACAAUCUCCAAGUACUGAUGGACUCACAUUUGGAGGGCAACUACCCAACAGAAGAAGCAACCACAAUGGUUGAUCUGGUCUCUCAGUGCUUACAAUAUGAACCUAGGGAUCGCCCCAACACCAAAAAGCUGGUUUCUGUUCUCGAGCCCAUGCAAAUAAAAUCAGAGGUACCAUCCUAUGAGAUGCUUGGCAUUCCAAAGCAUGAAGAAGAAGCGCCUCCCACUCCCCCUCCCCCUCCGCAGCCACAGCACCCUCUUUCUCCCAUGGGUGAAGCCUGUUCUAGGAUGGAUUUGACGGCUAUCCAUCAGAUUCUAGUGAAUACACAUUACAGGGAUGAUGAAGGGACUAAUGAGCUAUCGUUCCAGGAAUGGACACAGCAGAUGAGGGACAUGUUGGAAGCUAGGAAACGUGGAGACUUUGCUUUUCGUGAUAAAGAUUUCAAGGCAGCCAUAGACUGUUAUACUCAGUUUGUUGAUGUGGGGACGAUGGUAUCACCAACAGUGUACGCGAGGCGGAGCCUGUGCCACCUCAUGUCUGACCAGCCUGAUGCCGCCCUUCGUGAUGCAAUGCAGGCGCAAUGCGUGUACCCUGACUGGCCCACCGCAUUCUACAUGCAGGCUGUCGCCCUCUCGAAGCUGAACAUGCAGAGCGACGCCAUGGACAUGCUGAAUGAGGCUUCGCAGCUCGAAGAGAAGCGGCAGAAGAACACCAAACCUUGAAAGUCCUGUCCGCUCGGCGUCCCUCCUCCGGCUCCAAAGGUGGUUUGUGUUGAGACAUGCUACUCAGUGGUUCCUAAAAGUUGUGGUUAGCUCCUGUUCCCUGGGUUCGGGGAUGUAAUUGGAUGGAUGGUGUGCUGUAGAGUUUAGUCCUGUGAUUGUUAACACCUGGUUUGGCAUGCUGCAUUUUUUUGGGCUCGUGUACAUCUUACAUUGACAAAAACCGAAACAGGCGGAAUGCAAGGGGAUUUACUUCUGGUUCGCCGAACCUAGA
Molecule: messenger RNA, 1995 nt
Organism: Panicum hallii
Lineage: Eukaryota; Viridiplantae; Streptophyta; Magnoliopsida; Poales; Poaceae
Product: serine/threonine-protein kinase BSK1-2-like
Exons: 9
Coding region: 165-1724 (519 amino acids)
Biological process (GO): protein phosphorylation; brassinosteroid mediated signaling pathway
Molecular function (GO): ATP binding; protein kinase activity; protein binding
Source: RefSeq, a predicted model, not a curated record